This is a messenger RNA of Cyphellophora europaea CBS 101466, 1554 nucleotides long. RefSeq lists its product as uncharacterized. The record is from RefSeq and is a predicted model, not a curated record. NCBI's taxonomy places the organism in Eukaryota, Fungi, Ascomycota, Eurotiomycetes, Chaetothyriales, Cyphellophoraceae. Bases 1 to 1554 code for a protein of 517 amino acids. Gene Ontology annotation, molecular function: protein binding. The transcript has a single exon.
AUGGCCUCCAAUGUGGUGGUUAUCGAUUCCACGGCAAGAAGAGCUACAGUCAAGACUACACCAGGAACGAAUCUAAGUGAAGUACUAGAGGAGGCCUGUCGAAAGUUAGGCUACAAGCCGGAGCAGUAUGGGUUGAAGCACAACAACAAGCAAGUCGAUCUAACGAGACCAUACCGACUAUCUGGACUCGCUCCCGGUGCCAAGCUAGAGCUUGUGCAGCUUUCCAAGUCUACCGGUGUUGUUUCAGUCGCGUUACAAUUGCCAGAGUCAGAAGCACAAGGCGUGCCUAAUGCGAGGCUCUCAGACAAGUUCCCCAGCAAUACAACUUUGUGGCUGCUUCUAAGGAAAUUUGAAGCUGGUGUGGCUGGAGGUCCAGCACCCAGCAGGAACUUCACAGCAAGGGGUAAUCCAUCAAGUGGAGCCGGGGCCGGACGUCUAUACUACGAGCAGCCGGUGGUGCAGAUCAUGAACCGAGAGCUAUCCACGUUUACAGAUCUGCAGAAGACGCUGGCACAGCUGGGACUGAACAGUGGCAGCAGCCUUAUGCGUCUCAGCUUUAAACCUACGGAGAGACCCUUGGAGGAUGCUUUAGAGGAGACUCAAGCAUACUUUGACUCACUUGACGCUCCUUACACGACAGAGACCGCCCGCGCACAAACAUCCACGACCUCUCAGACACCUCAAGAAGAGUCUUCGGCGACUAAAGACGUCAAUGAACCACCAUCAGCCGACACAGCUAUGUCCGGAACGGAGCCGCAGCCAGAAGCGGAAACCACACCUAGUGCCUCUAUGACAGAGUCAACCCCUCAACCUAGCCAAACACAACAAUCCGCUGAAGAGAUUCCCUCUCCUACCUCACGACCAGUGUCAAUCUAUAGGCCACCCACAGGCAUCACCCCAUCUGCCGCCUUAACCCAAAAUAACGAAGCAGACUUUACGCCAACAAUUGAACACGCUCAAGCGCACCAGAAAAUGCUCACCGAGGCAGGUCGCAACCGGAGACUUAAAACCGAUGCUGAGCUAGCUGCUCAAGCCAAAGAGGAACAAGAGAGGCUCGCCGCCAUCACAGAGGUGGAAGUGAAAGUCCGCUUCCCAGACCAGUCCGCGCUCGGGACGAAAUUCAGGCGAGAAGAUACUGGCACGACACUGUACACCUUCGUCAGAGAGGAGUGCCUAGAUACGCAAGUCAAAGGUGAGCCGUUUGUGCUAGGUAUACCUGGAGGCGGUGGACGAGGAUCUAUGGAAGUUAUUCCAGACACUGGCAAGCGGCUCAUUCAAGAUCUACAUCUGAAGGGGCGAGUGCUACUGGUCUUUGCUUGGGAUGAGAAAACUGCCAGCGCAACUGCUCGAGGAGCCAAGAGCGUCCUGAAGGCAGAGCUGCGGGCGAGGGCUCAAGACCUCAGAGUGCCCGAGGCACCAGUGUCGAGUGGCCCAGAGGAGAAAGGCACGAGAGUCAACAUCGGUGGAACGGAGAAAGAAGAGAAGAGUGAAGGAAGCGGCAGCGGGAUCGGCAAAAAGAUGCCUAAAUGGUUGAAGGGCUUGAACAAGAAAUGA